AUGGAGCCCACCCACUCCGUGCCGAUGGGGCCCACCCACUCGAUGCAGGCUCGCGCAGAGCUCGCCCGGCUGCUCCGGGCAAUCCCCCACAUCGAGGAGGGCCUCUGCUGCCAAGAAGGGUGCUCUGACAAGCAGCUCGUCGAGUCCCUCCUCAAGUACGACUCGCCCUUCGCGCUGCUCCGCAGCCUGGGCGUCGACUCUGGCACCGCCUCCACCGCCUCGCGCCUGCUGAAGGAGGCCGAGCUGUCGCCCAAGGUCCGCGACGUGGCGCGCAACAUAGAAGCAAAGCUCGCGGUGACGCCGCCGCCGUCGCCCGCCAGGAUGGUGAGGCGGAAAAGCGACAUGGCCGACGUCCCGGACAGCGCAUACGACUGGAAGAAGGACGCGCUGGACGCCAAGGUCUUCCCGCCGAGGAAGCGCGCUGUCGACCCGCCCCUGUCGCAGGCGUCCAGGUUUCACCUGGCGCAGACCUUCAGGGCUGCCUGCGUCAAGGACGGCCCGUGGAUGGCUGGGGCCGUGCCCUGUGUGACGCCGCGCGGUACGGCGGUGAUGCAUGCCGUGGAGAGGGCGGUGGCCGAAAAGUUUGCUGUCAACGCCCCGUCCGUGGAAACUGGCCUCAGGGCCCUAGACAUGGCGAAGCUGUACCUCCAGCAUGGCGCGCCGCAGUUGGCGAAGGAGACGUGGACCCAGACCUCGCCAAGAGCGCCUACAGUGGCAUCCAGUGCGUCCAGCCAAGCGAAGGUGUACAUGGACAUGGCCAGUGUCAUUGACGUCGAGGCCACGGACGAGUGCCUUGUGGGGAGGAACCUCGCAGGCGAGUUCGCUCAAGAGUUGGAGCCGCCCAAGCCGUCCAUGGAGCUGAUCACGACCCCCACGAUGGUCAGCCUCGUCGAGGAGGGGGAGGAGGAGGCCACGGCAGAGAACGAGGAGGGUACUACCCCCGCGCCUGUCAAGGAGCUGGCCGAGCUUGACGAGCCCAGGCCCGACCUCGAGCCGGCGGCGCUGCAUGCGGCGGCCGGCGCCGCCAGCGAGGAGGGCGCGCCGGCGGGGCUGGAAGCAGAUGGGCCGGAGCAGGCUGCGCACGCCGAUCGCGCCGAGGUCCGGGAGCUGUCUCACGACAGCGACGGCGGCCUCCUGCCAAGGAAGGGCGUGGUCGGCCAGCUGUGGGCGCCCACGGGGCUGGCCGCGUCCGCGCGCGAGGGCGCCUCGUCCCGCAGCCGCGCGAGGGGCCGCGCGGAGCGCCCCAGCGCCUCGCAGGACUCGAAGAGCACCUGCUAUACUUACGUCAGGUUCACGCUCCUCGCUCGCCGCCACCACUGCCGCCAGUGCGGCAGGUGCAUCUGCGGAGGGUGCUCGCCCUUCCGCGUCCACCUGGAGGAGCCCCUGUCGGGCGGGCGCUGGCCCCCGAAGGCGUGGGUGAGGGCCCUCGAGGAGCACAUGGGGCCCCUGGACCUCGAGGUGAGCCGGGAGAGGAGCAACAACCUGCAGCACGGCAGGCACCACACGCCGUACGCCGCCGAUCUCUUCCGGCUGGCCUUCAGGAACUUCGCCAUCUGCGAGGGCAGGCUCUUCUUUGCGCUGGUCAUGGCCGUGUACGGCAUCAUUGCCAGGCUGUGCGACGGGAGAGCGUCCGGCCAGAGCCUGGAGCUCCUGGACUCGCUGCACGCGCUGGCGAGGGCGUACAGCGUGCAGGACGACUCGUUGGCGGCGCAGCGCGGCACCUUGACGGAGUACCGCUACUACCUGCUGGAGCCGCUGAGGCGGGCGCACCUCCGCUUCCUGCCGGACGGCCUGGCGGACCGCGAGGACGGCGGCAUCGUGCAGGCUGGCGCCGACCCCGCGGAGAGCGAGGGCAUCCGUGCGCGCGGCAUGGCGUCCAUGAGGUGGGAGCUUGCGGACUUCACCGAAGAGGGCGCGAGUCCUGCUGAGCAAGACUUUCUCGAUAUAGCCAGUCGCCCAAGAUUGCGGGACAAGCCGAAUCCUGGCGGCGUCGUUUUGAGCAGAGGUUAUCAUGUCAAGACGGCCAUGGAGACAAUUAGAGCCAUCGGGUUUAGCAGACAUUUGAGGGCCCAGGCCAAUUUCUUCGAUGCUCUGCAAGAUGCGACUUCCUAUAUGAUGGAGAUUACUGGGGCGUUUGACUUAGAUGCAUCUGAUUAUCCGCUUCUCGAGAAGCAUGAGACGCCAAGUGACAGGAACUUGAGACCGCCGCACCCUGCCAGGGUGCUCAUUGGCGCAUGGCUUCAUGUCUCGGCUCGACAAGCGCUUGCGUUCCUAUGGGUCGUCUUCUUGAUAUGCGGGCCAGCUGUUGAAGAUAUGCGGAGCUUCCUGUCCAAGGUGCGGUCGACGACGACCGACAUGGGCGCGGAGCUCUAUUUGGUCGACUGCGUGGACAUCCUCGACGCUUUCCACAAGCGGUUGGCUGGGCAUCCUGUGCUCGCGCUGGGCGGACAUAUCGACAGAUCUUCGCGGCUGUUGCCAAAUGCGAUUCGUAUUUCGGGGUGGUGUCACAUUUGCAGCAACAUAGUUAAACGACUGGUCCAUCUCGCAGAGAAGUGGCCGCAGUGGUGCAACGCGAUUAGGGACCUGUGCCAUUGUUUUCGCAACUCUUCCUACAGAGUCCACAUGAUCAGGGGGCUGAAGCACAGCGUCCCUGGCGUCGCUAUGUUGCUGAAGAGCUUCACGGCGUCACUCGCGAAGUGGCGGUUCGAGACAUUGGAUGUCGUGUUGUCGCAGCUGCUGAAGUUGAGGACCUUGUGCCAGGAGCACCUCGACGAAACGCUGUUCGAGAAGAUCGGCGACUCUGGCUGGGUCAAGCCCUUUCCCGCAGCAUGUCGGAACAAAGAGCUCUGGGCGUUCAUGUCGGUAUCUCACAAGUUUGUGGUUCACCCGCUUGAGAAGCUGCGACGCUGGGGAUUGGGAUGCGCAUGUCACGACGCUGAGCGGGCGCGUGGCAAGCGCCCCGAGUGCCCGAAGGCUGGGCGGCGCCUGGGCGAAGCUGUCAGCCACCUUUCUGCCCAGCGUGAUGCUAUGCGGGCGAAGAUCCAAGGCGUCGCUCUGGAUGACUGCGAGGGCUCGGGCGACAUGAAGUUGCUAGUCGUUCACAUGCUGCGGAAUGCCUUCGACGAUUUCCAGAAGUUCAGGUAUUUGGAGGUCGUGCCGUGGCGCUUCGCAAUGGCCGGCGAUCCAGGCGAAGCUCGCGAAGUACUCCGCCAAGUCGGUCUUCGGCCAUUGGCGGACCACGACCCAGUGACGAGGCAGAUAUUCAAUGCUUUUGGCGACGACUUGAGGGCUUCAGCCGACGGCGCCCCCUGCUCGCCAGCAUUGGCUGCAGAGUUGCGGGCCCCGCGGAAUUGCCCGCUGGAUGAGCCCCCAGGCGAGGGUUGGCACAGACACGCGAGCUAUGAAAAGCAUCGGGCAACGUGCACGAGGCUGCUGCGCAUCAAGGCGUCGAUCAGGCUGAAGGAAAACUUGGCCAAGGUGAAGCAGUUCGCCCCGAAGCAUAAGUCUGCUGGGCGGGCCGUCGUGGAGUACGAGUGGCGCCAUUACAAGAGAAUACUGCAGGUGCACACGCGGAGGGCUAAGCAGAAUGUCCGGAGUAGAUCGACGAGCGUCUACCACAAGAUUUACAGGAUGGAUGAUGCAGUGACCGACGACUGGGGCAGCUUGGUAAAUAUCGGUGGCCUGCUUCGCAAUGAGUUUGCGCUUGCCACGUUCACGCCAGGCUCGGUGUUCAGCGCGCCGACAAUCCAGAAUGGCACUGCAGAGAACGGUGACGCCGUGGAGGUCGCUGGCACGAGAUUCUCCCAGAUCGUUCGGAAGACCGCGAGCAAAUCGCGCCCUCACCUCGUGCCCACGGUGGAGGAUGCCGACGACCUCAAGCUGACGUCUCCUCUGGUGCUCUACAUUCAAUCCUUGGAGAUAUGGCGAGAUAAUCGUGAUAGCAGUGGCGGCUUGGAGCUCUACUCGGAUUGCGACCCGAUGUGGGUGUUGCCGAGUGACGUAGCACCUGGCAACGUAUUGUUCAGGAGCGUGCAGCGGUGGACGGUCGUGAGUGCUAGCGAAGCGCCGAAGGUCGCUCGCGACUGGAAGGCCGCGGUCGGCGGCGGCGAGAUUUGUUUGAAUGAUUACACGCCGCCUGCUGGCGUUCCUUAUUCCAAUUGGAUUUUCAAAUGCAACCGCCAUGCAGGUUGCGCAAAGAAGAGGAGCGUUAGUGCUGCGCAUAUGAGAAUGUGGGGCCCAGUCGAGAUCCCAGCCUUUCUGCACUGCUGGCGCGACGUAGUGGCCCCGCCAGGCAUGCAGCAUAACAAGGUCAUGCCUUCUGACGAGGACAUUGCUGCUUGGGUCGCAAUGCACGGGGCUGACUUCGCCAGGGAUCACGGUUUAGCCUUGCCCCCUUGA
This is a messenger RNA of Prorocentrum cordatum, 4398 nucleotides long. The record is from the annotation of a GenBank genome assembly. NCBI's taxonomy places the organism in Eukaryota, Dinophyceae, Prorocentrales, Prorocentraceae.